Molecule: messenger RNA, 2070 nt
Organism: Triticum dicoccoides
Lineage: Eukaryota; Viridiplantae; Streptophyta; Magnoliopsida; Poales; Poaceae
Exons: 3
Coding region: 1-2070 (689 amino acids)
Source: RefSeq, a predicted model, not a curated record
AUGCCAGCUCAUAAUGCUAGCAAAGCUACAUCCAUAUUCCUUCUACUCGAGGCACAUGUCUGCAGCCAACUUCCAGUUUCUACCUCCCCGAUCUAUUUUGCUUCUGUAGGCUUCUGCCAGCACCACAAUUUAUCAAGGAAAGGAAGGAAUUUUUCACAUGGAGCUGCUGCCCUUGUCGCUAAGCAAGAACGAGAUCAUAGCCAAAAAGGAAGAUUGGUCCGAUUCGUCAUGCCUCCAGAGAAGAUAGAGAUCGAGCCAAAAAGCAUCGAUGCUGCAGCAGGAGAGAUACUUGGUGUUUUGGAGGACACAAGCAAAGGAAAUCUGAUCUACUUCAAGGGCUGGGAUGGAUUUGGAGCAUCGGCUAUUCUCAAUCUGGUAGCUCAACGCCUGAAAUCAUCAACAAGACAGAAUAAGUUUGAUAAGGUUAUCCAUGUGGAUUGCUCGGUAUGGAAAAACAUGAGAGCUCUGCAAAAGGCAAUCGCGGAGGAGUUGGAGCUUCCGCAUUCAGUAAUGGCCAUCUUUGAUCGGUGUGAGGAGGACGACGACUUCAGUGGGAUAGAUGAAGGCUCCGGAGGGGUGAUAGCAGAUAUCAGAAGGGAAAUCUUCAGAAAACUUGUUAACAGUAUAUUUGUGGUAGUUUUUCACAACGGGAGCAGAAGGUACAUUGAUUUGUAUGAUUGCAGUGUCCCAAUAACAACAUUUUUGAGUAACAUGAUGUUGUGGAACUGGCACGGGAGGUUUCGGGUCGAUCUCGAUCGAAUACUAGAAGAUGGGGAACAGGGAAAGAUGAAGAGUCAGACAGAUGUUCUCUUAUAUGCUUCUCCGCAACUUGAAGAUGAGGAAAUACGAGAUCUACUGCAUGAAGAGGCUUUGGAGGUUGCCAGGUGUGCGGGCAUUGUUAAGCCCGAUGAUAUAAGCCACAAGAUAGUCAUGGAGUGCCUCAUAUACAUGACAAAAAUUGCUACGGACUUGAAGACACAUGCACCAAACUAUUGGAUCUGUGAUGGUAUUAUACAGGGCCAAGACAAUGCAUCAGCAUGGAAUAUUGGCAAUUCUCUGCACAGAAACAUGUGCUUGGAUGUUGAGUUAACAUAUAAUGAGGAAACAGCUCCCAUGCUACAGGUGUCGGGUGAUUUACUUGUUAACCGCUGGAAUUUCACCACCCACAAACAACUCCUUAAGGAUAAGACUCAUGUGCUGCCUCCUCAGGUGACAUCAUUCUCCCUUUUUGCACAUGAACCACCAACAAAUAGAACAUCAAUAUUGCCAGUUGGCAUCUUCCAACAUUCACGAAGCAGCAAGCUGCGUGUGUUACAUCUGUUUCAUUGCACCUUUAGCUUUGCAUCUCCUCCCUUCGUUCAUUGUGUCCAACUAAGAUUGCUCCAUCUGGACCAUUGCACAAAUAUCAUAGACGAUGAGGAGCAUCCAAGCCACAAUGAGAACAUACCAUGUUUCCAGAAGUUAUGGGUGCUGGUUUUGAGGUAUACAGAUUGGUAUUGGCUUCUAUCGGAAAAGAUGAUGAGUUUAAUGACUAACCUCAGGGAGUUGAAUGUGGAGGGAGUCAAGCAUUGGAGCAUAAGUGAUUUGUGUGGUGAUAUUCCUAGCCUUGUCGUACUUCGAGUAACAACCAACUCAGUCACAAUUCAUUCACAAGACAUCAUCAAAAAUAGUGAUGCAUCACUCCUCAACUUGUCCAUGGCAAGUCUCCUGAAGACAGUCAUCCUUGAGAGUUGUGCUGAAUUGGAACAAGUCACCCCUUUCAUGUUACCCCCAUUGCUUGAGUCAUUUAGCUUCAUCAACAGUGGUGCUACUGCUGCCAAGAUAUCUUGUAUCUCCUUUCGGGGUUGUUCUCAGUUGAAGAAUAUACUUCUCAGAGGAAAUUUGGGGCGCCUGGGGGAGCUGGACCUCUCGGACACGGCAGUGAAAACCCUUGACCUCGGAGAAUUGGAAGCUCCAAACCUAAAGUGUUUCAUACUGCUGGGCUGCAAGAAGCUCCGUGCAAUAUUAUGGCCACCGGAAGAUAAAAGGACAUGGGCGUUGGAGAAGUUGCACAUCAGCACCGUCCAAUGA